Molecule: messenger RNA, 2585 nt
Organism: Ctenopharyngodon idella (grass carp)
Lineage: Eukaryota; Metazoa; Chordata; Actinopteri; Cypriniformes; Xenocyprididae
Gene: abhd17b
Product: abhydrolase domain containing 17B, depalmitoylase
Exons: 4
Coding region: 327-1193 (288 amino acids)
Biological process (GO): protein depalmitoylation
Cellular component (GO): plasma membrane; endosome membrane
Molecular function (GO): palmitoyl-(protein) hydrolase activity
Source: RefSeq, a predicted model, not a curated record
AAAGCCAGCGUUGGGCACCCGUUGGUAUGAGAUGAGAUCACCCGUACCGGACGGAUUAGAAUAGAAAUCCUGGUCUAGUUAUUAACUUCACGUCUGUAUUAACACAUUCAGCCUUUGGUUUCGUUUGACUAUUAAACAGUGACCACAUGUUGACAAGAUCGGACGGACCAGAGGCAGGUAUUGAUGGACUCUUAAUCUGGCUAAGUGGACGGAGUGAUCUUUUAAAGGGAAUCUCACAUUUGACUCAUCUAAUACAGUGACUUCACCAGAUCAAAGCGUUUCAGCCUUCACCAAGCGUUUCCAACUUCGAAGCCUUCUAGCACAGGAUGAAUCACCUGUCACUGAGUGAGCUGUGUUGCCUUUUCUGCUGUCCACCGUGCCCAAGCAGAAUAGCCUCCAAGCUAGCCUUCCUUCCUCCGGAGCCAACUUACACCCUCAUGUGCGACGAGAGCGGAAGCCGUUGGACCCUCCACCUUUCUGAGCGUGCGGAUUGGCAGUACUCUGCUCGGGAGAAGGAUGCCAUUGAGUGUUUCAUGACCCGGACAUCUAGGGGGAACCGAAUCGCCUGUAUGUUUGUGCGAUGUUCUCCCAACGCUCGCUACACCUUGUUGUUUUCCCAUGGUAAUGCUGUAGACUUGGGUCAGAUGAGUAGUUUCUACAUUGGCUUGGGCUCCCGCAUCAACUGUAACGUGUUCUCCUAUGACUACUCGGGUUAUGGGGCAAGCUCAGGGAAGCCUUCAGAGAAGAAUUUGUAUGCUGAUGUGGACGCUGCCUGGCAUGCACUACGAACAAGGUACGGGAUCAGGCCAGAGAAUGUGAUAAUUUACGGCCAGAGCAUUGGUACAGUCCCUUCGGUGGAUCUGGCCUCUCGGUAUGAGAGUGCUGCCGUCGUCCUCCACUCCCCUCUGACCUCAGGCAUGCGGGUGGCUUUUCCUGACACAAAGAAGACGUACUGCUUUGAUGCAUUCCCCAACAUUGACAAAAUCUCUAAAGUCACCUCUCCGGUGCUGGUGAUCCACGGUACAGAGGAUGAGGUGAUUGAUUUUUCCCAUGGGCUGGCCUUAUACGAGCGCUGCCAGCGGCCCGUGGAGCCGCUCUGGGUGGAGGGUGCGGGACACAACGACGUAGAGCUGUAUGGACAGUACCUGGAGCGCUUGAAACAGUUUGUGGCUCAUGAAAUUGUAAACUUAUAAAUGGACCUCAAGAUCAGGACUCACCUUGAUGAACAUGCCCCUGGUGCCCAGCUGGCAACUGUGAACUUUAAUGCAUUUUUUCUCACCUGUUUUUUCCUUAGUUAUUAUUCUAAUUGAGCUGCACUUCUCCACACUAUAUAGAAAAUGGGGAGCAGUGUCCUUACUGCCUUUCUUGGGGGUGUGUUUGUGUACUGUACACAGGUGUGAGUGAGGGGUGACCCGUGUCUUGAUACCAUGUUCUAAAGAAUCAAACCCAUUCCAUUUAAGUCUCCAUUUAAGACUUAAGUUUUUGUUUUGCUGUAUGCAUGUGUUAUAAUAUCAUGUAAUGGAGUACUGUACAAACGCAACAUUCUGACACAAACAAUUGCCAUACAGAUGCCAUACGGAUGCCAAAUAGAUGCCAAAUACUCAGUAUAUUAAACUUUGAUACAUUACUUUGUAUGUACAUGUUUCUAAAACAUCUCUGCUUAAGUACAAUGUGUACAGUUCUACAUGUCCUCACACAGUCCUAGACCUUGAAAACAAUGCUGGACAAAUAUGGCAGUAAUAUCUGUUUUAACUGUCAAAUAAAUAAAUAGACAUUUCAAAUAAAUAAGCUCUUGAUAACUGUGGCUUGCAAUGGCCCCAAGUAAACACACAUUCUGCUCAAACAGUGCAUAUGCUAAUAUGCUUGGUGAUAUUAGUAACAGUCCGUUUGUUUUUGCACUUUUUUAAAUGACAAUAAUGCAUUUGAUUACACAUGUACUGAAUUUAACACAUGAUUCUGUUUGGAGUCAUUGCUUUGUCUUUUAUUGAAAUGUAAUUUAUACCAUCUUGUGUCUCAGAUGAAACCCAUGUAAAGAAAUGCACACAACUUUUUUUUUGUUGUUAUUGCUUUGAGCCAUGAUAAGGCUGUUACUCUGGACCACUGCUGCUGAAUUUAGACAGCGACAUCUCUUUAGAGAACUAUUUGGCAUGAUGAUAUGAUUUUGAAGGGUGUGAUUUAAUGUCUAUACAUGGAAAAUGAACAAUGCUCUAAAAUACAUCUCUAAUGUAAAAGGACUGUCACCCUGUUCCACUUUGUAAAUAAUUUUAAUUUGGAUGGUGUUUUUUUUAUUUCCUGAAAGACUGUAUUAUGAAACUGGUGAUAAUGCUGUUAUUACUAAUGUAAAUUGAUAAUUAUUAUAUUACAUAUGGCACAGAAUAGAUUUUAACUGGUCAGACUGAAGCACAAACUGACGUGCUUCAAUUUUUCCAGACGUGUUGGUUUUCUGUUUUUGUAAACAUCCAUUGUAAAAGAAAAUUGCUAUACUGUAUGUUAUUAUGAUCUUAAAAUAGUUAUAAUACAAAAUUGGAAAUAAACAUGUAUUUCAGAGACUAGAGAGCGAAAAGAAUUAAAAUCCAGUUGUGGUA